This is a messenger RNA of Parastagonospora nodorum SN15, 897 nucleotides long. RefSeq lists its product as hypothetical. The transcript is spliced from 2 exons. Bases 1 to 897 code for a protein of 298 amino acids. NCBI's taxonomy places the organism in Eukaryota, Fungi, Ascomycota, Dothideomycetes, Pleosporales, Phaeosphaeriaceae. The record is from RefSeq and is a predicted model, not a curated record.
AUGACGACAAGCACUGAGCGCGCUAGAAACACGUUUGGCACGCUCCUCCGUCUGAAGAGCGCUGGCUGCGAGGUGCCUCGAGCGGCUUCAUUGGCGGGGCCGUCUGGUGAAGUCGCUCUCCUGGAACACGAAGCUGCUGGUCGCUGUUCAGGCUCGCGCCCGCAAGCCGCCGACUGUGGCCUGAACGAGACCUGGGCGCGACUCCAAACACGUUCGCUCAUCAAGACGCAUCGCGCUCGUCGCACACCCGGAGAGGUCAUCUGCUGCGAAUUGUGGUGCCGUGAUUCGACACUCCGCCCCAAGACGGCGUGCAGUUCGCAGACGUUGAGUGGUGUUGCUGCCUGUGUUGGGGGCAUGGCCCGCUCCUGCCUGCGAAGGCACCGCCACGACUGCACCAUGCUCGGCGUAGCGUUCCUCCCCCCGCUCUCAAUUGCGCAGUUCGCUCUUCGUCUCACCGCAACACGGACAUGCGCACUGCCACACACAGACGGCCCCCAUAUCCCAUGUGGAUUGCACAUUACCAUGUGGCUGUUGUUGCGCAAACAUCACUCGCACAUCUUUGGUGAAGACUCAUCGUCGUCAACCACCCUGUUACUCGCGCCUGGCCGACAGCCCGCCUGCAGUAGUCCGCAGUCGCUUGACGCACCUCAUAUGGCCAUCCUCUUCCUGUCUGACCGGAUUUUGCGCCCUCGUCAUUGGCCAAUUCAUACACAUUUCACCAAUACCCCACUGUCCAGCGAAUUUGCGCAGCAGUUCGCGCACCCUGCCGAGCUGAACGGUAAUCGGGCGGAAUCAACGGAAGGAUGCGUGCAGUUCUUUGUGCAUGGGAAACCAGCACUGCCCGGCCCCAUCAACAUACCAUCUGCAACAUUGACAACCGAGCAGAGGCAUUCAUAG